Molecule: messenger RNA, 1287 nt
Organism: Aspergillus mulundensis
Lineage: Eukaryota; Fungi; Ascomycota; Eurotiomycetes; Eurotiales; Aspergillaceae
Product: TauD/TfdA family dioxygenase
Exons: 5
Coding region: 1-1287 (428 amino acids)
Molecular function (GO): oxidoreductase activity
Source: RefSeq, a predicted model, not a curated record
AUGGCCCCCUCUGCUGUUAGCUUCCCUCCUUCCACGGAAUUCAUGGUGGCCCCCGAAGCCUACUAUUCGUCUGGCCUGCGUGCGCGCUUCCUCCUCGAUGCGGACCGGUCCGCUGGGAAAACUCAGAGGAAUCCUGAAAACUAUGCCAAAAUCGGGUACGAAGUCGACGAGAUAGCCUAUAGGAAGCGAGUGCAGGCUAGUCUCGCAGCGGGCAACUUGCCUAGAAAAGUGCCUUCCGGCUGGCCCACUCAAUUGUCUGGCCCCUUGGUCUGGGACAAAGGCGACUUCUCGGACGAGACUGAGUAUGUAUAUUACUUGACCAACAAGGACAAGCUUGAGAUAUUGAACGCUUUGGAAAUCUUCAAAGGCUUUGGCCUUGGAGGCCACGAGGUCUCACAGGCAACGUUUCCUCUCCCGUCGCUCGGAAAAGAACUUGUCAAGGUGCGCAAUGAUGUAUAUGAGGGCCGUGGAUUUGCGAUUGUGCGUGGGUUAGACCCAGAUGCGUACGCUAUGGAGGACCUCACGGUGGUGUAUCUGGGAAUAUCGAGUUACAUCGGCGAAAGACGCGGGAAACAAGACCAGCGCGGUUCAAUGUUGAUGCACGUCAUCAAGCGAGGCGACCAAGAGCGAGACGUCCAAUAUAGCGAGGACAAGCCAUUCCACACCGACACAGUCACCGACUGUUUGUGUCUUUUCACACGAAGCCUGUCUGAAAAAGGUGGGCGUAGCAUUCUCGCUUCCGCCUGGACGGUGUACAACGAGAUUGCAGCAACUCGACCGGACAUCAUCCACGUUUUGGCUGAGUCUAACUGGCCGUUCGACACAUUUGGGCGUUCCCCUCCGUAUUACACCCGCCCAGUCCUUUAUUACCACCAUCACAAGCUUAUCACAUCCUUUUCGCGCCGGUUGCUGGUUGGACACGUCCCUUUCGACAAGCGGAGUCCCGGAAUCCCUGGACUCACAGAGGCACAGGCCGAGGCGCUUGAUAUGAUCCAUUUUGUUGCACGCAAGCAUGAAAUCAAUCCACGGAUAGAGCGCGGCGAUCUCCGCUUCAUCAACAACAUGGCCGUGUUGCACCGACGCGAGGCUUUCGAGAACAGUGCUGGAAAGGCCCGACACCUGAUCCGUAUUUGGCUGAACAACGAGCAGAUGUGCUGGAAGCUGCCUCGGACGCUACAACUUUCGUGGGCCCGUAUCUUCGAGGACAAUGAGCGUGAAGAACACUGGGAUCUGGAGCCCCCUCGCCGAGACGGCAAGAUCCUGAGAGUCGCGGGAUCAUGUGAUUGA